UUAACUUUGACUUUUUAGAGUUCGAGCCUCCACUGCCUCAACCAGCUUCUGAAUGUCAAAAAGCAGACUGUCUGUCUGAUGAAUUUGAGGACAACGGGAACUUUAGGCAACCUGGGCUGUCUAGACGAGACCACCUAUGAAAGACUGGCCGAGGAGACACUGGACUCCUUAGCAGAGUUUUUUGAAGACCUCGCAGACAAACCUUACACAUUUGAAGACUAUGAUGUCUCCUUUGGGAGUGGUGUUUUAACAAUUAAACUGGGCGGAGAUCUGGGAACCUACGUGAUCAACAAGCAGACCCCAAACAAGCAAAUCUGGUUAUCUUCUCCAUCCAGUGGACCCAAGCGUUACGACUGGACUGGAAAAAACUGGGUGUACUCUCACGACGGUGUAUCCCUCCACGAGCUACUGACCACGGAGCUAACUAAGGCCUUAAAAACCAAAGUGGACUUAUCUUCCCUGGCCUAUUCUGGAAAAGGCACCUGAUGCCCAGCCCAAUUCUAAAGACAUUAAAAGCUAUGAAGCCAAGACUCCAGCUUCAUUCUGCA
Messenger RNA from Ceratotherium simum simum (southern white rhinoceros), 548 nucleotides. The record is from RefSeq and is a predicted model, not a curated record. NCBI's taxonomy places the organism in Eukaryota, Metazoa, Chordata, Mammalia, Perissodactyla, Rhinocerotidae.